AUGUGGUGUCCAAGAUUCCUGCAUCAGGCGGUUAGAUGCUUGUCACGCUGCGCUGCCAGCAGACAGGCAGGUGUGCUGUUUGAUGUGGACGGCGUGCUGGUCCGUGGCGGCUCGCUGAUCCCGGCGGCUCGGCGAGCGUUCAGGAAGCUUCUGGACCGGAACAACAACUUCAUGUUUCCGGUCGUCUUUGUCACCAACGCAGGAAGCUGCCAGAGAGAAGACAAGGCCAAACACCUGUCUCACCUGCUGGAUGUUCAGAUCGCUCCGGAGCAGGUGGUUCUUUCCCACAGUCCUUUGCAGAUGUUGAAGAGUUUCCAUCAGAAGUGUGUGCUGGUGUCGGGACAGGGACCGCUGACCGACAUCACCAGGACUUUGGGUUUUCAGAAGGUUGUGAGCAUCGAGCAGCUCAGAGAUCAUCACCCCCUGCUGGACAUGGUGGACCACAACAGGAGGCCCAAACUGCCUGCAUCUCCUCUGCAGAAUUUUCCCCAAAUAGAAGCAAUCGUGCUGUUCGGGGAGCCAAUCAGAUGGGAGACCAACCUGCAGUUGCUAAUGGACGUCCUGCUGACCAAUGGGAGACCUGCUUCAGCUUAUGACCCGCAGCUGCCGGCUCAGCUGCCGGUGCUGGCCUGCAACAUUGACCUGAUGUGGAUGGCUGAGGCACCGUCACCACGAUUUGGUCACGGGAUGUUCCUGCUGUGUCUGGAGUCUGUGUACAGAAAGCUGACGGGGCGGGAGCUGCAGUACCAGGCGCUGCUGGGAAAACCCAGUCUGCUCACAUACCAGUAUGCCGAGCACCUGCUGAGGCUGCAGAACCACAACCACAAACUGACCACCAUCUACGCUGUCGGUGACAACUUGAUGACAGACAUCUACGGUGCCAACCUGUACAACCGCUACCUGGCUCAGCAGCAUGCUGCUAUGACGACCAAUACCAAGCUUGUUGCCCAGGGAACGGGGAGUCAGGUGACGAUGGCGGUGCCGGAGGCGGAGCUGGUGUCUGCUGCUGCUGAGUGUCGCUCCAUAUUGGUGUGCACAGGUGUCUACAACCCUCGCUCCCCGUUGCCUAGCGACCAGAGCAGCGAUGUCGCAGAGACGGUGUUCCAUGGACACAGGGACCUGGUCCUGGAGCCGGACCUGGUGGAGCCGAGCCAUGUGGUGGAGGACGUGGAGGCUGCCGUCGACCUGCUGCUACAGCAGGAGACUCUGUGACCUUUGACCUCUGAUGCACCUCCCCCGAUCAGGAGAUUCAAAAUUGUGACCUCUGACCUCAAACAUCUUUGUCUACUGAAGCUGCAGUUUUAUAUUUUUUUUAUAGAUUUUUAAUCCUUUAACAUAAACUAGUACGCUCACUAAUCUGAACCUGUUGAUGCUCUGAACAUCUGAUCUGAUACAGAAAUAAAAACACUGGUGAUUUUAUGAUUUAACGGUAAACAUC
This is a messenger RNA of Thunnus maccoyii (southern bluefin tuna), 1438 nucleotides long. RefSeq lists its product as uncharacterized. NCBI's taxonomy places the organism in Eukaryota, Metazoa, Chordata, Actinopteri, Scombriformes, Scombridae. The transcript is spliced from 9 exons. Gene Ontology annotation, biological process: glycerophospholipid biosynthetic process. Gene Ontology annotation, cellular component: mitochondrion. The coding region runs from base 1 to 1212 and encodes 403 amino acids. The record is from RefSeq and is a predicted model, not a curated record.